This is a messenger RNA of Drosophila ficusphila, 1069 nucleotides long. RefSeq names its product GTP-binding protein Di-Ras2. Gene Ontology annotation, molecular function: GTP binding; GDP binding; GTPase activity. NCBI's taxonomy places the organism in Eukaryota, Metazoa, Arthropoda, Insecta, Diptera, Drosophilidae. Gene Ontology annotation, cellular component: plasma membrane. The coding region runs from base 222 to 923 and encodes 233 amino acids. Gene Ontology annotation, biological process: signal transduction. The record is from RefSeq and is a predicted model, not a curated record. The transcript has 5 exons.
GGAUAGGAUAGGACGGCCUGCAGCAGAGAGCUAGUCACAUCGGGCAUCAGAUCCUGUCCUGCAACGAAUUCCAGUGCAACGAAAUGCAAAUAAACGAAAGCAUGGCGCCCAAGUAGAACAUUCCACCAGCGCCCGACAGCAAGCCAACAAGCUCCAGCUCCUGUUUCUCUCUCAAACUAUUUCCACCUCGAAUCCGAUAGAGGCGACGGGCAAAAUCCGGUAUGACGGAGCAGAAGAACCAGGUGACGCGGGCUGCUCCGGAGCAAAGCAAUGACUACCGGGUGGUGGUCUUUGGAGCCGGCGGUGUGGGCAAGAGUUCGCUGGUGCUGCGCUUCAUCAAAGGCACCUUUCGCGAGAGCUACAUCCCGACCAUCGAGGACACCUACAGACAGGUCAUUAGCUGCAACAAGAACAUCUGCACGCUGCAAAUCACGGACACCACGGGCUCGCACCAAUUUCCGGCCAUGCAAAGGCUGUCCAUCUCGAAGGGACACGCCUUCAUCCUGGUCUACUCGGUGUGCUCUAAGCAGAGUCUGGAGGAGCUGCGACCCAUUUGGGCGCUCAUCAAGGAGCUGAAGGGAGCCGACAUCCCAAACAUUCCUGUUAUGCUGGUGGGCAACAAGUGUGAUGAGACCGCCGAGUUGCGAGAGGUCUCCCAGGCCGAGGGUCAGGCGCAGGCUACCACUUGGAGCAUAUCCUUUAUGGAGACGUCGGCCAAGACGAAUCACAACGUAACCGAGUUGUUCCAGGAGCUGCUCAAUAUGGAGAAGACGCGCACCGUCUCCCUGCAGCUGGACACCAAGAAGCAGAAGAAGCAGAAGAAGGAGAAGAAGUCCAAGGACACAAACGGCUCCAUUCCGGAGAACGGGGACGCGGGGGCCAGUGCCAGUGGAGGGGCCAAGGAAAAGUGUCGCGUUAUGUAAGCAUCGGAUGGCUGGAUGGCAGGAUGACAGGAAAGGAAAGGAUGGUAUGUGACCCGGGUCACAUUGCAUCGGGCAAAUGGAGACGGUGACAGACAAAUACUCGCCUUGGGGCAGCAGCGUGGGUUGGAUGCUCGUUUGGGGUAGCU